GUUCUCAUGCUGAGCAGCAGAUACACUUACAUACUCCUCUUAUUGAUACCUAUAUUGGUGGCAUACUUCAGUAAUAUGAUUUAUCAUUCAUUUUCAUUUUCAUGAAAGCUUGUUUUACUCUCCUGAUUUCAUUAGGUCAGCCACUCACUGAACAGGCACCUCCUGUUCCAUUUUACUGUGUAACUUUUAAACAUGACCUGAUAAGCUAGGAAAAGUUCAGUGCACUAACUCACUGUCGUGUAAAAUACACAAAGACAUUAAUGACCUGCUCUGACUGUUGAACCACAAAGGAGGUACGAGAGCCCUGCAGUGGUUAUGGCACCAACCUGGAAAUAGCAUGGAAGGAUUGGACCAAGGUAUAAUUCUCUUCCCUUAGCAAACUGUCCUGACCCCAAGGUUGAAAAGCUAUUCACACCUGUGCUUAUGAGGACUUACAAUUGAUUAUUUCCGGGAAAAAUGAAAAAUACUCCAAUUACAGCUCAUUUAUGGUAAGUGGAAGAAGUACAAUCCUGAACAGCUGGGAACAGUAUAGAAGCUGUUGUGAUUAUUGUAUAUGAAGCAGCCAUGGAAAGGAGGAUUUCAACAGUGGUCUUCUUAACUCCACAGAGGACCUUUAAGGGCUACACCACAUUUUCCCCAUCUACAAAAAGUACAGGUAAUGUGUCCCCAGUUAUUUGGUAAGCCUACUGGGAGAGAUUUAUGUAAAGUCCUCUGAGAUUUUUGCUGUAAAAUAGGCCAUGCACAUGUAAUACAGUUAUCAUGUAAUGAAUGGGAAGAUGUCUAAAGCUAAUUUUGAAGUAUGUGUGUCUUUGCAGCCUUUAAAAAUGCACUGCAAGAGUUGUGCGUUGGUAACCAGCUCUGGACACCUUCUGGGAAGUAAACAAGGUGACAGAAUCGACGAGACAGAGUGCGUAAUACGAAUGAAUGAUGCACCUACUCGAGGUUAUGGAAAAGAUGUUGGAAACAAAACGAGCCUUCGAGUCAUUGCACACUCCAGUAUUCAGAGGAUUCUGCGAAAUCGCAAUGAACUCUUAAAUAUGAGCCACGGUGCUGUGUUUAUCUUCUGGGGUCCCAGCAGCUACAUGAGGAGAGAUGGUAAAGGCUUGGUAUAUAAUAACCUGCAGCUGAUGAAUCAGAUACUGCCUCAGUUAAAAGCAUAUAUGAUUUCUCGCCACAAGAUGCUUCAAUUUGAUGACCUUUUUAAACGGGAAACUGGGAAAGACAGGAAGAUAUCCAACACUUGGCUUAGCACGGGCUGGUUCACAAUGACUAUCGCAUUAGAGCUCUGUGACAGGAUAAAUGUUUAUGGCAUGGUGCCACCGGAUUUCUGCAGGGAUCCUAAUCAUCUUUCAGUACCUUAUCAUUAUUAUGAACCUUUGGGACCUGAUGAAUGCACAAUGUACAUUUCACACGAGCGGGGACGAAAGGGCAGUCAUCAUCGUUUCAUCACAGAGAAACGAGUGUUUGAGAACUGGGCACGGACAUUCAAUAUUCACUUUUUCCAACCAGACUGGAAACCAGAACCACUCGCUGUAAAUCACCCCGAGAUUAAACCAGUGGUCUGAGGGAUGAGUGCACAAGGCCACAACCACAGCCACCUACUGUGUCAGCCUUGGGGGUGUUGGACCUUCUGGGACAGCAAGGCAACCUAGAGGAGAAGGGUAACAGGAUUUGCAGCCGAUAACUGCAACAGCAGUCAGGAAGUUACGAGAUGAAGGAGCAGAGCGUAUCAAGAGUACUUUCUAUCGAACUGUGUAUUAAUCCAGUAUAUAGCCUCUUCUGGCCAUCUGACUUCCUGUGUGUGUAUGUGAUUUGUGAAAAAAAAACGGAGUAUCAUUAACGGAUUGUUAAUUCAUUAUGGUUUUUUAAAUUACAAUGCCACUGAAUUUUCAUAGUGAAAACUUAAGUAUUUAUUUAAUGGAGGUUUUUAUGAAACCUAGGCCAGUAUUUUUCUAAUUCACUGUUAUGUGGUUGUUUAUCUUUCAUAAUCUUUCAAAUCCAAAAUUACUAUUGCUGAUGGUUUGAAAGGCCUAGCUUUUUAUUUAUAAAAUUUGUUUUAAAAGUAUGAUUCUAUAUAGCAUGUAAUGAAUAUUUGAUCUGGAAAUAUUGCAUUCCUUUUAAAAAUUUUGGGCUCUGUUCCAGCCUAAAGCCUUUAACAGCAAGAAUGGUCCCAUGUGCAGAUCUAGCUAACUUUACAUUCUGACAUCUCAUGUUAAUAUGAAAACGGUGGUGAAAAUUCUGUUUGAUAUUAAUGUGCAUUUGCUGCUGUGCUAUCAAGCUGCUGGUUUUUUAAUUAGGGGUGGGAGGAAGGAGGGCAAAGUUAAUC
This is a messenger RNA of Athene cunicularia (burrowing owl), 2326 nucleotides long. It is a transcript of the gene ST6GALNAC5, whose product is annotated as ST6 N-acetylgalactosaminide alpha-2,6-sialyltransferase 5. The transcript is spliced from 3 exons. The coding region runs from base 765 to 1565 and encodes 266 amino acids. Gene Ontology annotation, molecular function: alpha-N-acetylgalactosaminide alpha-2,6-sialyltransferase activity. NCBI's taxonomy places the organism in Eukaryota, Metazoa, Chordata, Aves, Strigiformes, Strigidae. The record is from RefSeq and is a predicted model, not a curated record. Gene Ontology annotation, biological process: ganglioside biosynthetic process; oligosaccharide metabolic process.